Oryzias latipes (Japanese medaka) is the source of this 4599-nucleotide messenger RNA. RefSeq names its product adrenoceptor beta 2, surface a (gene adrb2a). Gene Ontology annotation, biological process: positive regulation of MAPK cascade; adenylate cyclase-activating adrenergic receptor signaling pathway; norepinephrine-epinephrine-mediated vasodilation involved in regulation of systemic arterial blood pressure. Gene Ontology annotation, cellular component: plasma membrane. The record is from RefSeq and is a predicted model, not a curated record. NCBI's taxonomy places the organism in Eukaryota, Metazoa, Chordata, Actinopteri, Beloniformes, Adrianichthyidae. Gene Ontology annotation, molecular function: norepinephrine binding; beta2-adrenergic receptor activity.
CACAUCAGAGGAAACACUGCUCAACGGAACGACUUGGUAGAGAGACAACUGGAGCUCAACCCGAACAAAAAGUACAGGGGCAUGUGAGCCUUGCCAGUCUUACAGGAAGUAUUUCAACACUGACAUUCUGACAUUUUUAUGGGAGGCUGGGAGCAAAACAACGACCUGUCGAGAUGGGAGUUACAGUCUCUCCAGUCUACUCGAAUGUGAGCACUACGUCAUUGUCCAACAACGAGACGGGCCACAACGAGAUGGGCCUCAACGAGACAGGCCACAGUGAGACGGCUAUGAUCCUGAUGGGCAUCGGAAUGUCUUUUCUGGUGCUGUGCAUUGUCUUUGGAAACAUCCUGGUCAUAACAGCAAUCGCUCGCUUUCAGCGUCUCCAAACUGUCACCAACUGCUUCGUCACAUCUCUGGCGUGUGCAGACCUGGUCAUGGGUCUCAUUGUGGUUCCCUUUGGUGCUUUAAACAUCAUCUUCGUUAAAUGGCACUUUGGUAAAUUCUGGUGCGACUUCUGGACUGCCACAGAUGUCCUCUGCGUGACUGCAAGCAUCGGGACCCUUUGUGUCAUCGCUAUUGACCGUUACGUGGCCAUUACUGCACCCUUCCGCUACCAGUCACUAUUGACAAAGUGCAGAGCUCGAAUUGUGGUCAUCUUUAUAUGGGUGAUUGCUGCUUUGACAUCCUACCCGCCCAUUCAUAUGAACGUGUGGAGAUCCAAUACAUCGGAAGCUGAGAAAUGUCUUAAUAAAACAGACUGCUGCCAGUUUCACACAAACAUACAAUAUGGAAUCACCUCCUCCAUCAUCUCCUUCUACAUCCCUUUGAUCAUCAUGGUUUUUGUCUACAGCCGUGUUUUCCUGGCGGCCAAAAGGCAGCUAAAAAAGAUUAACCAAAGCGUUGGACGCUUUCAUGUAGAUUCUUCGGAGGACAAGAAUGGCCGUGGACAAAAGAAGGCAAAGUUUUACUUGCGUGAACACAAAGCCCUGAAAACUUUGGGUAUCAUAAUGGGGACCUUUACUCUUUGCUGGCUACCAUUCUUCAUCCUUAAUGUAAUCGCGUCCAUAUGGAACGUGAACAACUAUAGCGUAUUUAUGAUUCUGAACUGGAUAGGCUAUUCAAACUCUAUGUUCAACCCUGUCAUUUACUGCCGGAGUCCUGAGUUCAGGUACGCUUUCAAGGAACUCCUGUGCAUCAGGAGGAACCAUCUGAGCCACCAAGGCCAAACAAAUGGAUACAUCUACAGCAGGCACAGCUGGCAGAGUGAGCAGCAAGGGAGGAGCAAGUGCAACUCGGAGGACAGUGAUGCCAAUGAGGCUUGUCUGAUAAAAGGUGCAGGGGUGGGCAGUGGUGUGGACAGAGCCAUAGACCCCAAUGGAAACUGCAACAAAGGUAUAACGACUGUCACAACUGCCCUUUAAGCACGGACCACCGACCCUUCAGUCAACAGAGAAAGAUGAAAGCCUAUACACUUAUGAACAUUUAGGGCUUUUCUCUCAAUCGCUGAUUAAGGUAAGGCCAGUCAAAGUGGCUGGCAGUGUUUCAAAAGUGUUUCAGAGAACCUGCAACGAUCACAUCAAGCUGAGGAACAUUUUUUUUAAGUUAAACAUAGUGACUACAUAUUGUAAUGUAUUUUUUUUAUUACAUGAUGACUACAUCUACCUCCCUAACGGCUUUACAGUGUUAGUUUCUUUACCGGCUUACAUUCUUACCUUUGGAGUUAAACGAGAGCGAUGUCUCAGCUGUGUGUUGAGCCUAAUAAAUGGCGUGUGAAUAGUACAUUUGCAGAUUAUAAGGCUUCAUCCAAAACCUUAGGGCAUGCUUUAUUUAUUUUUUGCUCUUUCUUGAGGAGGGAAGCCACAGUUUUUUGUAUGGUAUAAAACUGUAUUUGAGAUUUUCCAUGCGAUUUUUCUUCCAAUGCAAAGAAUGGAUUUUUGAACCAGUCUUGGUCUUUGCAUCAAAAAUUACAUUCCGACAACACUUGAGGAAUCUAUUAAGUUGUAAUCUUUUUUUCAGGGAGCUAUAUUGGCUACGCGUGAGGCAAAACACGUCUCAGUCCUGCUCUACUGUGCAAGACUGUGUUUAAAGGAGUUUAUGUUGUCAGCAGAAAGCACAAGAGAUAUGGCUGGCUAAUCUAGAUCCUAAUGCUGAGCCUAAGGAACGCCUGUAGCUGUUGGGUUAAUGCCAUCAUAAAACAUCAAAGCUUGUUUUAUCAGAUAACGAACCGUAAAAUACCUAUAAUUUUUGGGAGGAACGCUAAGUGCAAUAAUAUAAAACUUGGGCUGAAAUGCUCACCGUUUUCAUAAAUUCAAACAUUUCUUUUGGCUUGUUACAUAUACCUGAACUAUGUCUAUUUUCCACUUGUUGCAAAUCUAAAACCACUUUUUUGUUACAAAUAACAGUGAGAACGACGAUUCUUUUUCUUCUGUGCGACAAAUUUGAACCAUAGUUGACCCAUAGCUGCAUGAGCCUUGUUUGUUUAUCAGAUUUUGCAGUUGCCAUGUUUCAGUAUGUGCACAGUUUACCGCAACCAGAGAAGCUGUUUCCUCAUAGUGCAAGGGUACAGACAACACGUAAUCAUAAACAGGGUGUGAAUGCAGCCAAAUGACAAAGUUCUAGCACCAAGCCAUAACGGUGAAGUCAGCAACCAGACAGAAAAAAGAAAAAAUCCAAAGCUUGUAUUCAGUACACUCAUUGUUUUUAUCUGGCUAUCUCUUUUCUUGUGUGUGUAAUCAUUGUGCCAUUUGGACAAGAGACACGGGAGCCUGCAAAAACGUGCCUCGGCUUCAGUCGUUUCAGUCAGUUUUGGUCAGUCUUAUUUAAAUGCCCCUUAAUGUGCAGCCUGGAGAAAAGGCAGCUGAGCCCUGAUCCAAUAAACACAAACACAUCUCCUGUUUAGCUGAAGAAUCAUCAUAAAAGGGAUCCAGAGGACCAACCUAAAAUGAUUUUCUUUCUUGUCAUUCACUUUAAAACUUCAAGGAAGACUAUCGUGGACAAUAAGCACUUAGCACAAAGGGCACGAUUGCAAGCCUAUUAAGAGUAAAGGAAAGUGUUGAUGUAGCUGCAGCACCUUUCCUUAGUGAGUUUGGCAGAAGUAUGAUCUUGUCAAAGGGACUGAACACUAAAUGUAGCUCCUAAGACAGGAGGGGGACCAGGGACUCUGCCAGGCUAAAUCUGUGUUAGUGACUUGUAUUUUUGUGCAUGUAGCAUCGCCUCUGACCGGGGUUAGAUUUGCUGACACUUUCAAAGCUGUGAACUUUGUUCCUCCAGAGGAAACCUCUUAUGUACUGUAUCGCACGGUUUGGUGAGCGCUGUUAUCACAGACCUUAGGAGUCGACGUAAACACAGUGUCAUCAUACGUCAAUGUUUGCCAUGUGAAAAACAAGCUUUCCAGUGUGCUGAUCUUUUUCUGUUUUUCUUCUUUGCGGAUUUACAGCAAAGUAAAUGUACAAGGUUGAAUGUCAUAGGAAAUGUUUCUUUUAGACUUUUAUUUUAACAUUUCCACUGUACAGCAUGCCAAAAGCACAAAUCUGAUAUUAGACCAAGUUUGUACAUAUCUCCUUCAAAAAACAAAACAAAAAAAGGCACUAAUUUACCAACACACCAGUCUUUUUGUUUGAAAUAAAAAAAUGUAAAUUUUGCAAGCACUCUGCAAGUGUUUGCACGUCUGCUUUUAACGUCUGGUGUUGUGUUGGUGGACCUGCAUGCUCCUCUCUGUCAAAGUGAUCUGGCUGUGAACUGCACAUCCACACUGCUCCCUCCUGGCAGUAGACUCUCUUUGCACCUCAGUCGCCACACGUUCGUACAAAGGUUUCAUCAAUAGCCCUGUAAAUUGUAGAAUGUAAGCCUUCACAUUCUCCAGCGCUUAAGAAAACCUACGUGCGUUUUGAAUAUCGAGCUGACGCACUUUGCCAUUCCAAGCACAGCUGAUGUUUUAUGUCAGACUUUCAGUGCACAUUCAGUUCUCUCUCCAAUGUCUUGUUCCAGAGCACAUGCUGCUCUGUGCACUCUGAAACAAUAGGUACUCUCCAAGGAGAAUUAUGGGUUACAGUAAAAGCGAGUCUUAGAGGUUAUUUUAUAGUUUUGUGUCUGUAUCAAAUUGGGUGACGUAUUAAACGUUAAUAUGAUCUUAAUGAACCUAAACUUGCACUGUAUAGCACUUUCAGGAGAUUUAGAAAAUCUGAAAAACAUUUUGAGUUCACAAAAUUAAAAAAAAAUGGUUUGUUUAAUUAACCUUCUGGUCUAAAACAUACAAAUGAGUAAAAAAAAAAAGAACAUACUUAAUUCAUUUCAGGGCAGGAUGUUGCUCAAAGCUUCAAUAUAAAUCUUUUCAAUGUUUCUAUAAAGUUCAAAAUUUCAUCAUUAGACAUUAAAGAGCAAACUUGUCACAUGUUACCUUUCAUUUUUAUGGUGGGAGUGAAACACUCCCCGAAAUGUUUACUAAAUGUUUGCAAGCUAUUUUCGCACAAGUUGUUGUCACUGUUAAAGUCUUGAAGCCUGUUGUGAAAUGUGGUGCCCUGUGGUAUUUAUUAAUAAAACAAGUGUAUGCGUGGUAUGUUACAUUUUUAUUGAAAUAAAUUAUGUACAUGUUGUGUGUAA